CCCUGCUUCACCGUGCCUCAUUACAGAGACGAGUCCACGCUUACGCACACGCAAUGCGAGAGAGUUCCACCCUUUGCACAGUCGUUUACAAAGAGGAGAGGAUUAAGGAUUCAAAAACCAAGAAACAGGGCCCACACACAGGUGAGACCAGAGCGAGGACCCCAUCUGUCCAUCGGACGUGUCAAGUGCCCUCCUGCCGGACGCCCUCCACUAACGGAAAAGUUUCUUUGAGAGGAUCACCAGAGGAGAAGGGAAACUGAGAAGAAAAAGUGGGGGGAGGACAAAGAAGAAAGCCUUUCAAAGUGAGCGCACCCUGCCUGCUAUUUCGGCUGCACUGUGGGCAGGGAGUGUCUCAUUUGGGAGUGACAGGAAAAGGACUUCCCUUUGCCCUUGCCCGCCUAUCCAAAGGUCUGUGUAAAUACUGGAUAUCAAUUAGCCGAAAGCUCUAAGAUUACCUUCAAAAGAGACGGCAGAAAGUUUACACUCUGUGGUUUCCUGAACUGCUACCUCCUCUCACAGCUCUCACAUCUUCCUCAAGGAGGAAUGAAGCUUUUUUUAAACAGGCAUUAGCGUAGGAUCCACAACAGCACCCUGUGGAACGCCAGAAGGGCAGCAAGUUUUGAUAUUUGUCCUGUUCUGUUAGCAUGAAGCCGUUAACGCCCAUCGGAUCCCCGUCCCCUCUGAGGCUCCUCAAUAAGGGCCCCGACUACCUGCGCCGGCAGAUAGACGGCAGGGGCCACGGAAGCUCCGUUAGCGCUGUGGAGAGGCUGGAAGCAGACAAAGCCAAAUAUGUCAAGAGCCAGCAGGUGAUCAACACCAAACAGGAGCCCGUGCUGGUGCCGUGCGCCACCCCGCCACCGCUUCCCCGCAGAGCCUUUGCCAUACCCGGCAGUUUCAGCCCUCAGCUUCCCCCACGUUGUUUAUUCAGCACCCCCUUCUCCACUCUGUCUGGGUCCUUCAGCUCAAGAGACGAGAAUGAAAACGACGACCCCAGAAAAGAGAACCGACGGGCUUCCAUUGAUAUUGAGGCUCACAACAGGACCAACGCAAACAACGGAAAGCCUCCUUGCCCCAGAACGCCUGAACUUACCACCUUGGUGGCGCCGCACAGCGCCCCCGUCGUUCGAAGGAGCACAGGCAAACGCAUGCUGAGGCCCGACUCGCUCGUCAUUUACCGGCAGAAGAAAGAGUGCAAGAGCCCCAAUGGUUCCGGUGUUGGGGAGCACACCAGCAUGGAACUGAAGAGUUACAGCUUUGUCCGCCGCCUCUUCCAGGGUUCCAUGAGGGAAAAGAGCAAUGCGGGCGACAGAAAAGUCCACAAGAUGGUCAUUGGUGAGGAGAAAGCACCCUCACGAGACGGAGACUCUCGCAUGUCAUGGACAAACGAUAAGGAUACCACAGACGGUGGACCGGGGAGCAGGAGAUCCAGUAAAACAGACAAAGAACACAGUUCGGCAUCUGUGCCCAGUCCUGGCUUGAGUUCUAAUAAUGAUGAGAUCAAUAAUGGAUUUACCAAAGGUACUACUGAUGUAGACAACAAUCACUCAAGUCAUCACAACGAUGACAAUGACCCAUGGAGACGGGCGUCGCCACCGCCGGCACGCAGGACUAAGCUGCAUGGCUCCACGUCAGAUCUCCGCUGCUCCUUGGCCUUCCCGGAUCAGGAGCAUUUCUUUGACUUUUGCGGACUGGAUUUGGACAUGAUAGACCGCUUGGGGAGGGAGAAUUUCCUCUCCGGUGCCAGCUCCACAGACACGCUCUCCCUGGCACUACGCAGCGUCACCGGCGGCUCAGAAACUAGCGAGUUCUCCCGACACUCGGGUGACGGGCUGUUCGAGGAGGAGCUAGCCGACCAGCUCCCCACUGGCGUGUCCAUCAUCGAGAGGAACGCUCGGGUCAUCAAGUGGCUCUACGGCUGUAAGAACGCUGCUCGGGAAGGACCCAAAGAGUCGACCGUUUGACUCAGAGGGAAGAGGACAACACUUCCAAGAGUCUAUGACUGUUUAGUUUUCUUUGCUCGUUGUGGAAAAAAUGUUUUGUUCAAAGACGUGUCGGAGUUAUCACUUGUCAAGCUAUUUAUGGAUACGAGUCUGUCAAUGCAGCGAUUGCAUGCAGAUGCGUGUUAUCUGGAAUGGAUAGUUGUGUCCUCUCCACAAACAGAACGGGAUUCUGAACCGGUCCUUAGGGGCACAUAGCUAUAGAAGUGUAUGCUAGCCACGACACCACAGAUGGCUUCAUUAACAGUGGAAAAACCACUAAGCUAGUUUUCUCUGAACUGGAAAACCGUGUGACGUGAACCUCAUUCCUCAUUCGGAAAUGUCCCAGUUUAGCUUGUAGGUUGCCAUUUUUUUAACCCAUUAAACACAGGUGUUGGAACAAACAUGCGGGACACCCCCAUGGGGUUGUUAAUGCACUGAAGUGGACACACAGACAGGAGACAUACUGUUGCUUUGAUACCUUUCUUUUUUUAUACACUGUCCAGUAAUUGCUCGCGUCGUGACGGGUCAUGGACCGCCGUGGAAUUGCAUUUGUUACAAAAGAUGAACAAGACGUUGGUGAAACUUAAAGCUAAACGAUGCCUGAGCCCAACAGCUGCAUGUGGCGGUAAAACCCAAAGCUUCACGUCUUGAAUCAGCACAGAUCCUACCUCACGUCAUCCAUCCAUCACGGACUCAUCGCUAUCUCCACCAAAGGUCACUUCUGCAGGGAAAUCCAAACUGGGGGUCUCGGGAGGUAUGCGGGGGUUAGACCGAGAGUCUCGCAUGUGACCAUUGCUGAACCCGAGGGCGCUCCCAAUCGCUUCACACAAUAGAACGACGUAAUUACUCGUAGUACUCUAGUCAUCAUCUCCUCCAAAUGCUUGUUUUGCUUUGUAUGUCUCAUGUGAAAAGUAUUUCCAGGAUGUUUUUUUAAACACUUGUGGCUUUUGGUUAUUCCAAAGACAUUUGUGUCGGAUGUACACAGCAAA
This is a messenger RNA of Dunckerocampus dactyliophorus (ringed pipefish), 2968 nucleotides long. RefSeq names its product family with sequence similarity 110 member D (gene fam110d). Bases 645 to 1961 code for a protein of 438 amino acids. NCBI's taxonomy places the organism in Eukaryota, Metazoa, Chordata, Actinopteri, Syngnathiformes, Syngnathidae. The transcript has 2 exons. The record is from RefSeq and is a predicted model, not a curated record.